UGUAACCAGCAUCCUGUAAUCGGGUCACAUUUCAGUGAAGGUUCAGCAUCCAUCCCUUGCUGUUAGGAGAAACAGAUCCUCUGACUCGGUGUUCUCUUGCUGAACCCUGGUUAACAGGAAUCAUGGUGCUCUUGUGUCUUGUGUCUCUUCUCCUCCCGAUGCUGAUGCUCUCGGGGUCUCCGGUCCAGGCGGAUGGAAAGCGAGGUGGCAAAGAUGCGGCUGAGAAAAGCGCUAAUUUCAUGGAAGACGAGCAGUGGCUGGCCACCAUUUCCCAGUACAGUCGCAAGAUCAAGAACUGGAACCGAUUCCGAGAUGAUGAUUACAUCAGAUCAUGGGAUGAAAAUCAAGGCUCAAAUGAAAAUGUAGACACCACUAAAGACCCCUGCCAGAAGGUGAAGUGUAGCCCACACAAGGUGUGUGUUGCCCAGGGCUACCAGCGUGCUGUGUGUGUCAACCGCAAGAAGCUGGAGUACAGGCUGAAGCAUCCAGUGGUGGGUCAGCAGGAGAACAACUGCAAACCGUGCCCUGUGUCCACCUCUGGGCCUGUGUGUGGUUCUGAUGGACAUAACUAUGCUUCUCAGUGUAAGCUGCAGCAUCAGGCCUGUCUCACAGGGAAAGAGCUGAGUGUGAAGUGCACUGGUCCCUGCCCAUGUUCCACUUCAGCUGUGCCGAGUACAAUGACAGACAGUACACACGACAGUUGUACAGGCCAGGACCUAGCAGAUUUGGGUGAUCGUCUGCGGGACUGGUUCCAGCUGCUUCAAGGCAAUGCCAAGCAGAACAACACACGCAAGCCUACUGCAGCCACCUCAGCAUCAAUUUUGGACCGCACUCUAGUGGCAACCUGUAAGGACUCCAUUGGAUGGAUGUUUUCAAAGUUGGACACUAAUAAUGACCUGUAUCUGGACCAGGCUGAGCUGGCUGCUAUUAAUCUGGACAAGUAUGAAGUAUGUAUCCGGCCCUUCUUCAAUUCCUGUGAUUCCUACCGUGAUGGCAAAGUCUCCACAGCUGAGUGGUGCCUCUGCUUCUGGAGAGAGAAGCCUCCCUGCCUGGCUGAGUUAGAGAGGAUCCAAAUGCAGGAAGGAGCCAAAAAGAAGCCAGGUACAUAUAUCCCCAGCUGUGACGAGGAUGGUUAUUAUAGGAAGCUGCAAUGUGACCAAAGCAAGGGGGAGUGCUGGUGUGUAGACCAGCAUGGAGAAGAGUUAAUGGGCUCCAGAAUCCAUGGCAACACUGACUGUGAUGAAGUGGCUGGCUACUCAGGGGAUUUUGGCAGUGGCGUGGGAUGGGAGGACGAGGAGGAGAAAGAAGCAGAGGACACCGGAGAAGAGGCUGAAGAAGAGGAGGAGGAGAUUGGGGAAAUGGAUGAUGGUGGCUAUAUCUGGUAGACCAAAAUGAAAUGGUUGCCUGGUCAAGAUAGCUUUACUUUGACCACUGAUUCAGAGGCAGCUCCAUCUCUUGCUGACACAAAAUAGUGGAAACUGGAGGGUUGGACAUCUCUAUACUGAACUCCAAACAGCAGUGGCCGGGGGUGGGGGUGGGGGGUUGCACUGGGGAUUUGAGUUGUGGUAACUGUAGUGAAAUUAUGGGUAUGGGAAAGAGUUUAAAAAAUGAUCUUAUAUAUACUUGUGAAAAAUUUUCUUUUGUUGUAUGUUCAAGAUUGUGCUCUUCUGAUAAAUUCAAUAGCAUCAGCAAUCUUAAGCUGGAAUCUAGGUAAUUGAUAACUGGACAUUUUCUCUUUAGAUGAACUGGAGCUUUGCAAAUGCUACACAGCGUGCUUCAUCUCAUCAUGUGACGCGUUCUUCUUAUGCAAGAAGCAUAAACUAAAUGCACAUAUAUAUUUGGAAACGUUACCUUUUAGUCUCAGACUUUUAGGGUAGCAUUUAGAUUUGAACUAAGACAGGCAGAACUCAAGUGAAAAUGUACAAAUGACUGAAUUUCUUGACCUUUGGCGGGUACAUCAUUUACAGGUUUAAUUUUAACCCAUAUAGUUUCACAGGCUAGAACUCAGCAAGAAUAAAUUCAAAAGCCAAAACUGCUCUGAUAACUAGCCACAGCUCAGUUAUGGAUACAUUAUCUGGCUAUCAAGUGUUUCUGUGUCAUUUCAAGAUACAGUAUGUCCUGUCCUUGUCUGUAAAUUUGUGCAACAUCAUAAUGCAUUUCUUGUUGGUCAAAAUAUCAAAUGUAAGGCCAAGCUUUGCAUAUUCCUUAACAUAUUCUGCAGAUCGCUCCUUCUACACAGUUACUCAAAGGAAGGCAUUUUAUUCCCUAUAUAUCCCCUGAAAGUGGAUAUAGUGAAGCACUGUGUUUCCUUGUAUACCAUGUGUUGACACUGAACAUCUUGUGAGACCCAGCAACAGUUUGUAAAAACAUGGUUUCCACUUUCAGAUUUUUAUCAUAGAAUCUGCUCAAAAAGUAGGUUAGGGAAAAAUGCUUUAUCUCUGAGGUAACAGUAUGUCACAGUAAAUAUAUGUAUGAAUGCCAGUAUGGAGAAUAAGAUACGCAACCUGAUGACAGCCAGGGGGACCUGUCUGUAUUUCUAUUUGUCUGUCGACUAAUCAGAUCCUCUCAUCGACCAUGGUGAAACAGGAGUCUAUUGUAAUGUUACUAGGUGUACAUAUAGUUUUGGUUUACACUGAGGAAAACUACAUUCAUGUACCAAACGCAUUAAGCCAUUCUUGGUAUAAACGUUUCUGUCACCAGGUAAGACUUGACUUACAAGGUUGUGUAUGGUAUCAGGUCAUCUAACAGCGAGACAUCAGACGCCAGUGAUUUCAUACACAUAAAAACAGGUCUUUUGGCGUAAACACUGUGCAAUUUGUAUCAUACACUGAAACAUUCAUAACAUACUCACUCCCUCUUGAGAGCACAAGACUGUUUGAAAAUGCUUUUCUAUGCUCAGCACAAGACGCACAGGCAUUGUGCAUAAUCCAUGCAGAUCUUAAAUGUGUGUGAAUCACAGAUAUUAUCUGGUAUGGUAAUACAUUCAGACAUAUCCAGGCUGUGAGCUCUAAGCAGGAUUGGGAGUGUGAUGUAAUAGGAUGUAAUAUGCUCGUCUUCUCUUUAAAUCAACAAGAGAUAACAACUAGUUUUGUGUAAGAAUGAAUAAUUGGAUUUUUUCAGUUGGAUUAACGUUUAAUCCAUGUCAUUAGAGUGCCCGUCACUCCAGUCUGAUUGUGAGGAGAUAAUGUUUUUGUUUUCCUCAUGUGUAUGAGGGCAUCACCUCUGAGUAUGGAUUAACUUGCAUAUGAUCGUAUUAUCAUAUAAAUUUAUCAUUGUAAAUAGUUGGAGUAUACAGACACAGUGUAUUUGCCCUGGCAGUUGCAUUAUAUUUGCAUUUAGUUGCAUGUUUCUUUGUCCAAAUGUAUCAUCUUUUUGGCUCAGUAUAAUUACGAUUAAAGGCAUUGGGCCCAAAUAUUGUGUUCUCUUGUACUUGGUUAUUCUACGAUUGAACCCUCCAGUCAUAGCUACAAUCAGUCUCGCUCUCAUCAGGUGGGAAAAACAAAUUAGUUCUUCUCUAAUGUUGAUCGAGAGCAGUGAUAAGAUGUAAAACUUGGCAGUAAGUGAUCCCAGCAGGUUCAGCCGAUUUAUGACUUUGACGCAAUUGGCCGACUUCUUUGGUUUUUAAGAACCGAAUGUUUGCCCUACCCUACCUAACACUAAGAGUACACAGACUCACACCUAAAACAUAUUAUUUUAAAAAUACUAAAAAUAUAAACUGGCAGCUGGUAUCUAUAAUACCAUAGGAGAUCCAAUUAUUAUGGUGGGAAUUA
Messenger RNA from Pangasianodon hypophthalmus (striped catfish), 3770 nucleotides. RefSeq names its product SPARC (osteonectin), cwcv and kazal like domains proteoglycan 2 (gene spock2). The record is from RefSeq and is a predicted model, not a curated record. NCBI's taxonomy places the organism in Eukaryota, Metazoa, Chordata, Actinopteri, Siluriformes, Pangasiidae. The transcript has 10 exons. The coding region runs from base 123 to 1385 and encodes 420 amino acids. Gene Ontology annotation, molecular function: protein binding; calcium ion binding.